UUUCGAGGCUAUCGGUCGAAGUUUUGUUUUACGGUCGAGCAACGAAAGAAACGCAAUAUGGCGGAAUUUGGAAAUGAAGGAUCCGGCAUCGGACACGACAUUGGCGCGGAUUAUGCUCCCUCAGGAGGCACUUCCAUGUUGAAGAGAAAGAAGAAGGCAGCCGAAGGCGCAAAUCCUAAAGGUGGAAAGCUAAGAAAAAAGGUAGUGCGUGAGCGCAGGCCGAAAGGCGAGCUGGUAUCUUAAAACGAAAUCGGAUUGCCAAGUUGGAAAAAGACCUUGAAGAAGAAAGAACUCGAAACGCUAUAUUGGUAAACGAAAUGCACAAGAUGCGAGAAGCAAAGGAACCGGCUAUAGCAACAGGCGGUGAAGAACCUUCGUCAGACUCCGCUGGAGAAAUAUUGGCACAGAGCACUAUUGAGUUUGAAGCAGUCGGGCCUUCUAGUACCCAACGUCCAAGGGACAUCACAGGUUUUGAAGAGUCAAAAUUUAUGUGUUCCAUAAACCAACUGUCCGUAUCCUCUAUCGCUGUUCCGGAAUGUAAGUCGACAACGGAGAAUGGCGAAAUUGACCGUCAUACAUUUGUACAGUGGCACGAUCUGCUUGUCGACUCCAUGCAAUUGGCGGGAAUUACAGACGAAGCUACAAAAUUCACAAUAUUUAAAGUCAAAGCAGGGCCUCGUCUAUUGGACAUAUAUCGGAAUUCCAAGGCCGAUGAAGGUGCUCCAGACGCUGUCAUGGCACCAUUUGGCCACGCAAUGUAUCGAUUGAAAGCAUAUUAUGGAUCAGGUUCUGAUAUAAUGCUCCAACGUCGCCGUUUGGCCAUGAUGGAACAGAAAUCGGAUGAGUCAGAUCUGGCGUUUGUAACUCGCGUGGGAUCAGCAGCUCGACUUUGUGAUUUCGGAAAGGAGAAAGAAUUUGAGGAGAUUGUUGGAACCAUUGCGGAGCAUGCUCAUCGAAAGGAAGUGCGUACAAUGGCUAUGAAGCUUUUAAGCAGAAAGGGGACUUUCACUGACCUGGUUGACAAAAUCAGGGAAAUUGAAGCUAUACGCCUCAAUGAACAGUUUUUUUCACGAAAACAUGGACCGAAGAAUGAAGCAGUAGUAGCACCGGUUAGAGCAGACUUUCCAAUGAGAGGUGGUCGGAACAGGUACCGUGGAAGAGGCACCAGCCAUCGCGGUCACCGUGGAAAUCUGGGAGGUAUGAAUCGUCCAGAAUAUCAAGGACCAUCCCGAGGUACAAGUUGGGGAACUACUGUCGGCCCACAACGGAACUUAUCACAAAGCAACAGAUGCUGGAGAUGCAACAGCGUUUAUCACGCACCUGACAAAUGUCAUGCGAUCAACAAGGAUUGCAGAAACUGUGGACGGUAUGGUCACAUUCAGGUGGCAUGCCCGUCGCAACCAAGGAUACAUCCAAGCAAGCCGGUCCAUGAAACAGCAGAGUCUUUUCGGAAGACAGUCGCUUUAGUCGAAAAUCCCGAAGAAACACCUGAAUUGAAAGAAGUAAGUGAUAAUUUCAAGAAAUCGUCUAACGAUUAGCUGAAAUAGGUAACUUUUAUAAGCUUUUCUCAAGUUAUGUUUUAUACGUAUCGCUUCUUGG
Armigeres subalbatus is the source of this 1599-nucleotide messenger RNA. RefSeq lists its product as uncharacterized. The transcript is spliced from 3 exons. Gene Ontology annotation, molecular function: zinc ion binding; nucleic acid binding. The record is from RefSeq and is a predicted model, not a curated record. The coding region runs from base 318 to 1538 and encodes 406 amino acids. NCBI's taxonomy places the organism in Eukaryota, Metazoa, Arthropoda, Insecta, Diptera, Culicidae.